Molecule: messenger RNA, 468 nt
Organism: Musca vetustissima
Lineage: Eukaryota; Metazoa; Arthropoda; Insecta; Diptera; Muscidae
Product: general odorant-binding protein 99b-like
Exons: 2
Coding region: 1-456 (151 amino acids)
Biological process (GO): sensory perception of smell
Molecular function (GO): odorant binding
Source: RefSeq, a predicted model, not a curated record
AUGAAAUCUAGAAUAUUUACAGUUCUCGUAGGCUGUAAUAUUUUGAUUCUGGCCACAGCCCAAAAUACCAUAUCGGAUCGGUUUUAUGAUAAAUCGGAAAAAUGUUUCGAUCAGCUACAUGUACCACAACGUUAUAAAGCGUCCUUUCAGGCAUUUCGUUAUCCCGAUGAAGAGAUUGUACACAAAUAUGUUCAUUGCUUGGCAAUGGAAUUGGAAAUAUGGACAAAUCGUUCAGGUUUUAAUAUCGAGAGAAUUUAUAAUCAAUAUCGUAAUCGUGUCAAUGAUGAGGUUAUGUUACCCACCAUCAGCAAUUGUAAUCGUUCGGCUCAGAAUAGUAAUAAGGAAUUGUGGUGUUAUCGUGCCUUCUUGUGUAUUCUUAACACGGAUGUGGGUAAAUGGUUUAAGGAGGAUGUUCAACGUUCGCGUCAAGCAAAUAAUAUACCAAAUGGACAUUAGUAGAGAGAUUUG